Aphanomyces invadans is the source of this 1401-nucleotide messenger RNA. RefSeq lists its product as hypothetical. Gene Ontology annotation, cellular component: endoplasmic reticulum membrane; plasma membrane. Gene Ontology annotation, molecular function: glucosidase activity. The coding region runs from base 109 to 1272 and encodes 387 amino acids. Gene Ontology annotation, biological process: (1->6)-beta-D-glucan biosynthetic process. The record is from RefSeq and is a predicted model, not a curated record. NCBI's taxonomy places the organism in Eukaryota, Oomycota, Saprolegniomycetes, Saprolegniales, Verrucalvaceae. The transcript is spliced from 2 exons.
AAAGGAGGACGGUGAUGCUGAUGUGUAAUAUCCGCACAUCUCCCUCCGACCGCGACAGGACAGCCGCCGACGCCGCCGCUGCCCGACUCGUCCGAAGGAGUCACAGCAAUGGCAUUCACACACCGCCAUCACGCUAUGACCGUCGGUCCUGUGCUUGUGUUAUUUGCAAUUGCCACAACCACACGUGCAAUCGAUUAUGAGUACGAAACCCUACCGGCCAAGUCGGGCGUCGGCGUCUGGGUCGAUGUGGACACGCCGUUGGAUGCGCGGACCAAGGUGUCGUCCCGCGGUGAAACAUGGGACCUUGUCAUGAGUGACGAGUUUGAGAUCGAAGGACGAACGUUCAAAGCGGGCCAGGAUCAUCUCUGGACCGCACUCGACAUCCCAGACGGCGUCAACGCUGCGCUCGAACUCUACAACUCGUCCAACGUGUACACGAAGAACGGCAAGCUCAUCAACAAAGUCGAGGAAGGCACGACCGUCGUCACGUACUACAACCAGUGGCUCGACAAGCCAGCCUUUGAAACGAAUUCCCUGUACUAUUCGGCAGGCAUGAUGCAGUCGUGGAACAAGUUUUGUAUCCAGGGAGGGCUCAUCGAGGUCGCCGCCAAGCUGCCCGGAGCCAUCAACGCUAUCCCCGACGACGAGCACAAGAGCGUCACGAUGAACCCGAACGCAAUCGGAGUGUUCUGGAAGGACGGCGUCAAGAUUCCUCUCACAUCGCGGGACCGUGUCAAGGACGGCGCGUACUACCCGACGUGGCCCGGCAUUUGGCUCAUGGGGAACCUCGGCCGCGCGCUCUUCACCGCAUCGACCACGCGCAUGUGGCCAUGGACGUACAACGAGUGCGACGCCGACUUGUCUCCCCAUCAAGCAAUCUCGGCUUGUGACCCGAAUCCUGGCUACGGUUUGAAUCCAAACCAAGGCCGCGGCGCGCCAGAAAUCGACGUCUUGGAAGGCGGCGGCGCGGCCAUCUCGUCGUCGAUUCAAAUCGCCCCUGGCAUGCCCGAUGAGUACCGACGUAAACCCGUGCUCAAGCCCGACAACAAGUACUGCGUGUACGGCAAGGCGUGCGCGACACCGGGCGCCAACAUCCCAGACGCCCCCACGUCUGCAUACGCCGCCCGUGGCCAUCGCAGCUGGUACCAAGGGCUGAAAUAUGCCGCCAACAACCGGUGUCCAUCCGAUCCGGUCGACCGGCAAGCGUACGAACCAGUAAGUGGAUCACGGGCAUCCAUGAUGAGUAUAUGCAUCGUGUCGACGGUGCCGUAGGUGCAAAAUGUUCGGACAAAUCCAGCGCUGCUCGUCUCGAACGUGUACGACAAGACUCAAAUGAGUGCCGCCCGCGACGUCAACGCAGACUUGAGCGUGAUGGACGGCAAGGGGCCGUCCCACUGGGGC